This is a messenger RNA of Eufriesea mexicana, 368 nucleotides long. RefSeq lists its product as uncharacterized. NCBI's taxonomy places the organism in Eukaryota, Metazoa, Arthropoda, Insecta, Hymenoptera, Apidae. The coding region runs from base 135 to 368 and encodes 77 amino acids. The record is from RefSeq and is a predicted model, not a curated record. The transcript has 3 exons.
UGCGUGUGCGUUAAGGAUUAAGGAGGAAACUGGGGUUGGUGGGGAGAUAUAUCUUCAGCCGGCGAUCCUCGGCAAGAUUAUCACUUACUGUUCGACGCUCAUCCGCAAAGGAUUCUGAAUUAUCAAACCGGAAAAUGAAUUACAUUUGCGUGAUACUGUUUCUUAUAGUGUGCGCAUUGUGGAUCUUUGAAGGAACUUUAUCCUGCGACCAGUGCGGUAGAGAAUGCGCCGAUAUAUGUGGAACUCGACAUUUUCGUGCUUGUUGCUUCAACAAUAUGAAAAAAAGGCAACUCGAUGUUGGAUCAAAAUUAUGGAUAAGACCACGCCGAUACAUGGUAUGGUUGCAGCCGGAUUUCGACAUGUACUAA